Molecule: messenger RNA, 1374 nt
Organism: Clonostachys solani
Lineage: Eukaryota; Fungi; Ascomycota; Sordariomycetes; Hypocreales; Bionectriaceae
Source: the annotation of a GenBank genome assembly
AUGGAUGAAGUUCCCCUGCCGGUCUCGCAAGCGAGUUCGCAUCUUGCUUUGGAGCCCGUGGUGGCCGCAGCAGUUUUGAAUAGAGAAAGAGAGCGACGGGUCUCCAACCAGAAGCUCGGAGCAUGCCGAAGCGGGUGUGACGACAUAGAUGACUAUGUCCUCAUGGGGGGAUUAGAGCGCGGGUCGGUUGUCGGCUUGAGUUCCGAACGGGAAGAUGAGUUUGGUCUGGUGGUGAAGGCUGACUGUUUGAUAUUGUUGGUGGUCCAGCUUGCGGUGCAGAUCAUAGCCCACUCGCUCUCCCAGGGCGUGGUCAAACGGGUGCUUGUCAUCACUCCCAAACCGGCCACCACGAUUCUUCCAGUUCUGCGAGACGGAAUCAAGGCAGAACUGGCUGCAACGGAGUCAGAAUGGAAGAAGACCAGCCCUGCUAACAGAGCUGCCAAAGUCAGAGACGCCCUUGACAAGGUGAUGCUCUCCUGCGUGUUCGAUAUGGACGGGCUGUGGGAGGUGUUGGCCGAUCUAGACCGCCCCGACCCAACUCCCGUUCAAAAAGUAGAGGAGAUCCAGGACAGCGAGGACGAGGAGGACGAUGAACUGGAAGGAGAGGGCGGAGCGGACGCCUCAUCCGCCGCUCCGGCGACAGAGAAGACGGCGCCGGACAUGAUCAUCAUCACGCACUUCUCCUCCCUCCUCUCCGCCCUCUUCUCCCACCGCUCCUCCACAGCCGCCCACGCCAAGCUCCAGCUCCUGGCCUCGCACGUGCGCCACCUCUCGCGCUCACUGCCCUCCAACCCCCUCAUCCUCAUACUCAACUCCACAAACACGGCUGUCGAUACCUCCUCCUCCUCCGCCGCGGCACCGGGGCCGACCGCCCCUCCCCCCCCUUCAACGGCGUCGUACCCGUCGGAACGGCAGCGGAAGCAGCUCGACCCGACCCUCCGCUCCAUCUUCCACAACCCGCAGCCGUCCGCCAGCUACGGCGAGGGGAUGACCGCUGGCGCUGCUGCCCGCCGCUACACCGUGACCAAGCCGGCGUUUGGGCUCGUGUUUGCCCAGCUCCUCGACCUGCACCUGCUCUGUACGCGGGUGCCGCGCUCCAGGAAGGACUCGGAGCUGCUGGCUGGCGUGCGCACAGCCGCCGCGGCCGCGGCACCGAGGGAUCGGGAGACGGUGGAGUUUGUCACUGUGGUGGAGGUGCUGCUCGAUGAGAUGGGGGUCUGGAAGGGGACGACGGAUGGUGGGGAGGACGAUGAUACGAGGAAAUGGGCAUGGAAGAGCCGGGAGCAGAGAUGGGGACCGGUCGUGAUUGAGAGCGGGCGUGUUGUAGAGGCGUUUUCUGGAGCGGCGUCAACUAAGACUACGAAUAUUGAACCG